Messenger RNA from Malassezia restricta, 1440 nucleotides. RefSeq names its product elongator complex protein 4. Gene Ontology annotation, biological process: tRNA wobble uridine modification. The transcript has a single exon. Lineage: Eukaryota; Fungi; Basidiomycota; Malasseziomycetes; Malasseziales; Malasseziaceae. Gene Ontology annotation, cellular component: transcription elongation factor complex; elongator holoenzyme complex; cytoplasm. The record is from RefSeq and is a predicted model, not a curated record. Bases 1 to 1440 code for a protein of 479 amino acids.
AUGUCGGCCUUUCGGCGACGUACAACAGCACCUGGACAUGCUCGUGCACCCCCAGAGGGUGUUAAAGCUGCACCUUACGAUGCUCCAGUACCACUGCUAUCAACGGGCAUAGCGGCGCUCGAUGAUAUUAUGUGCGGUGGUGGUGUUUUGGCAGGCUCUGUCCUUGGAUUCGUGCCAUGUGCUGGCACAGCAAAUGAGCCGGCUGCGAUGCUAGGUGCACCGAUGCUAGGUGGUGAUUUGUCUGCUACGUAUAAUGAUGCAACGUACUCCGCUGCAGAAGCGUACACAGACCUCUUCCUAGGCUAUUUUACAGCUCAGGGUCUGGCGUCGCAUCACAUGAAUGUGGUGAUUGGUGACUCUGCAGACGUCUUCGUGCACCAGCUGAUGGGUCUAGCUGAAAGUACGGAGGCGAAUGAAAAUGAUCACGAAGUGGCCGGAGACAUGCAGCAAAUGAAGAUUGCGUGGCGGUAUGGUGGGCAGCGACCCAUGGCCCCCCACCGCACAUUGCCUUCUUCGACCCUUAGCAGCGUAUUUGAUCUCAGCAAGCGUAUUGCACCUGAAACUAUUCGCCGUGCCAAGGAGUCUCAGCAACUCAAGGCUGUGUCGCUUGAUACGGACUGUGCAUUUGAGGUGGCAUGGCGCGCCAUCGAAGAAGCGGCCGAAAGGUGUCGGGCGUCGUCGCAGGCACAAACACCAGUACUUCGAAUCUGCCUGCGCUCGUUUGGAUCACCGGCAUGGAUGGACACGGCGCAUACUGCAGAUGCAGUGCGCUUUCUCCUGCGUCUCCGCUCUCUCAUCCGCACUUUGGCUAUGCCACCUUCAGGCUCAUCUAUACCCCCUAUACCAACGAUUGUGAGCCUUUCGCUUUCGUCAUACACAUACAUGCAGCGCAAGGAUGCCCGGAAUGGUGUGAAUGCAGCGCACAGGCUUAUUCAUUUGAUGGAUGGUUGUAUUGGCUUGUCAUCGUUUGCAGCUACGCCAGGCCUCAGUGACGUGUUUCCUGACUUUGUAGGUGCGCUUCGUGUGUAUCGAACACCCGCCAUUGGCACACUCACGAAUCCAUCUCUUCGUGCGUCUGUGUUGCGUGGUAUGGGUGCAGGCUCCUCCCUCGAAUCUGGGGCGAGUGAGGGCGGCGCGGGCGGCGGAGAAAAUAAUCUGGCUUUCAAGAUCAAACGCAAGCGCGUGGCUAUCGAAACGCUCCAUCUUGAUACGGAUGGCGGCGUUAAGGAGCGUCGCACGGUACCUCCUGAGCCUGAGGUGCCGCCUCCUCGAUCCGAAGCACCACGUCCUGAUCCGACGCCAUCAUCGCCACCCAAGGCCUCGUCGCCAGCGCCACCGGUUCCGCGCCUGUUUGCCGGUCUCGGCGAUCUUCGGCAACGUGGCUUGAAGAUGGCCCAGAACAAGAAUGCCUCCAUAGACCGGCAGAACCUGGACUUUUGA